AUAACCGAGUUUAUAUUCCAAUUUCAAACUUAUAGACCCUAUAACGCCAGCUACGAAGAAUUCGAGGAAUCAAAGUUCUUAGAGAAAGCUGUUCAAAACAGCAAUGGCCGAUCCACUAAGUUCCUCCUCAAACAAAAAAGCUUUCUUCGUCGUAGAUCUGUCUGGACAAAACUCCAAUCCUAUCAUUCCUUCUCAGUUUAUUGCGAAUCACAUCAAAGGAAAGACUCUGUCAACGAAACUGAAACUGACUUCGGUCGCUUCGGACAGAACUUGGGAAGUGGAAUUGGACGGCGGGAGAUUCGCCGCUGGAUGGAAAGAUUUCUCCGUCUUCCACGCUGUUCGUGAAGACGACGUUUUGAGUUUCAGGCACGACGGUGACUUGGUCUUCCACGUCACACCCUUCGGACGCAGUUUUUCUCAGAUACACUUAGUCUCUUCUUCUUCUACCUCUGGCUCUGACGAUGAGCACCGUACUUUUGAUGAUGAUGAUGAAGACGACAGUGUGGAUGUUGGAGAUGAUGAUGAUGAUGAUGAUGAUGACAAUUCGAUAUCAGAAGAGGAUUUAUAUUCAAAGAAAAGUUCGUCAAAGAAGAGAGCAAGAACUGAAACAGAGUAUAUAUCGGAAGAUUCUUAUCUUCUUGCGCACGUCACACCUUCAAGCCUUCUGAGAGAUACUUUGUGUCUUCUAAGCAAAUUUGCAAGGUCAAAUGGACUGGACAAGAGAGAGUGUGAGAUUGAUCUAAUGGAUGAACAUGGAAAAUCUUGGACUCUGCUUCUUAGACACAACAAAAAAACUGGUCAGGCUUUUAUGCGUGGAGGCUGGAGGAAGUUCUGCCGUAACAACGGAUUCAAAUCCGGAUCUUUAUGUCGGUUUAAGGUUGUCCAAAGCGGAACUAAACCUGUGCUACAGCUGUGUCCCAUCACUUCUACCAUUCCAGAAGGAAACUCUUCCAAAGCAAACAAAAAAGGGAAUGUUUCUGAAUGUGAAGGUGAUGAGAUUGAAACUGAGGAUUGCUCAGAGACAGUUCCAGUGCUUCAGAACAAGAUUCUGACGUUAGACCUUAAACCUUACGUGCUUAGGUCAAGUCAAUUUCGUGUUCCUGCAUUGUUAGCAAGAGAUAACGGGAUCCUAAAAGCAGGAGAGGUGACUGUACUGAACAAAGAUGGCGAAGAGUGGAAGUCGCAUCUAGUUAACGUCAAGGGGAGAGAUCAGUUUUACAUUAGAGGUUGUAAAGAGUUCUUUGUAGCCAAUGGCAUAAAGAACGUUGGUGAUCCCUUCACAUUGGAGGUUGUUAGAGGAGGAACAUCUCCUAUUCUCAAGAUCUGUUCCAAGGUGAAGCAAGUGUCGUUUGAUGGCCACAAGACUCUGGAGAGGAAACCACGAAUGACGGUUCCAGCACCACAUGCUGAAGACGAAACAGAGAACCGGGUCCAAAAGAAAGCUCGUGUUUGUACAGAAGAAGGACCAUCUCGCUGCACUAGGGCAUCAAACAAAUCAAGUACUGAUCCAGGAAAUUUGCAGCGCAAGCAACCACUUCAACCUUGCUCAAUCUCUGAUCACGUUAAAAAGGUGAGACAGAGUAUUGUGGAUACUUUAACCGAUGUAAGACGGUUUCGGUCGGAGCUCGAGAUCAAGGAACAAAAUCUACAAGCUUCGCUGCAUGAAAUUGAUGCGUUAGGGGAAAAGAUAAUGGGAAUCAGCCAAAUCUUCAACAUUAGUCAAGCUUAAGUCGAAAAUGGAGAUUAGAAAGUGGACCAGGUACUUUUGCUACGAGGGAGUUAAAUAUUGCAUGGCACAUUAUCUCAUUCACGUCUUCGUCGAAAUAAAGUUACUGACAUGUUUCAGUAUACAGAUAAAAAGUGAUGAAUGAAAACUUUUUUGUUUUGUUUUUGUUAAUCUUUCUUAGUUCUUACUCAAAAUUCGUCGCUUGUUAUAUAAUAUAUGGA
Molecule: messenger RNA, 1947 nt
Organism: Camelina sativa (false flax)
Lineage: Eukaryota; Viridiplantae; Streptophyta; Magnoliopsida; Brassicales; Brassicaceae
Product: putative B3 domain-containing protein REM4
Molecular function (GO): DNA binding
Source: RefSeq, a predicted model, not a curated record